Molecule: messenger RNA, 2286 nt
Organism: Cyprinodon tularosa
Lineage: Eukaryota; Metazoa; Chordata; Actinopteri; Cyprinodontiformes; Cyprinodontidae
Gene: crlf1a
Product: cytokine receptor-like factor 1a
Exons: 9
Coding region: 318-1496 (392 amino acids)
Biological process (GO): cytokine-mediated signaling pathway; immunoglobulin mediated immune response
Cellular component (GO): external side of plasma membrane
Molecular function (GO): protein binding; cytokine receptor activity
Source: RefSeq, a predicted model, not a curated record
AACUUGUGUCUGAUUUAGCUGCAGGAAGCAUUAAGAAGGAAAAACAGUGCAAACAGGACGCUCAGCUUUCUCUCUCCCAGCCUGUGGACUGAUUCCCUUCCCACUCCACUGAGCUGGACUUUUCCCACCGGCUCACUCUGCUCUUCUUUAUUUAUUGACUUUUUUCAGCUGUGCUGUGUCUCUUUGAAGACUUGUCUCUCUGUUACAGUCCGGACUUUUUACUGUAGAGGCUCGAGAAAAGAAGAAGGCGACAGCACAACAACAGGAGGACGCGGAAUCGCUUUGGGAAUAACCGCCUGGAGUUCAUAUCCCUCAUAAUGAAAGCUGCCUUGGAGUUCUGCUUGCUGUUCCUCACGCUGCAGUCUCCCGGCGUGCUGUCCCUGUCCACACAUGUAGCAGUUGUUUACCCCCAGGACCCUGUGCUUCGCAUGGGGUCCAACCUGACCGCCAGCUGCUGGGUCCACCCUGACCUCGGGGUCCACGCCAACUCUCUUUUCUGGACGCUGAACGGUCAUCAGCUUCCAAGCUCCCUCUACAAGGUGCUCAGCCCGUCCAAUCUGAGCGUGACGCUGGUUGGGCUAAACGCCUCCAGGCAAACCUCCGGCGACAACCUGGUCUGCCACAACCAUAAAGGGCACAUACUGGCCGGCUCCUGUCUGUAUGUUGGGAUGCCUCCAGAGAAACCAGUCAAUCUGACCUGCUGGUCCCGGAACACCAAAGACCUGACAUGCAGCUGGAGCCCUGGUGGAAAAGGAGAGACUAAUAUCAGCACACAGUACAAGCUUAAGUACAAACUCAGGUGGUACGGAACCGAGAAGGAGUGUAAGGAUUACAGCCACACCCAGCCGUACUCCUGCAGCAUCACCCAGGACCUGCACCUCUUCACUCCGUAUGAGAUCUGGGUGGAGGCCUCCAACCAGCUGGGCCGGGCCACCUCUGAUGUCAUCAUCCUUGACAUCCUAGAUGUGGUGACCACAGACCCUCCGUCAGGCGUCACCGUCAGCCGUGUUGGUCAGUUGGAGGACCAGCUCAGUGUUCGCUGGGAGGCGCCGCCAGCUCUCAAAGACUUCCUGUUCAAGGCAAAAUACCAGAUCCGCUACAGGCUGGAGGAGAGUCAAGACUGGAAGGUGAUGAAUGAUGUCGGGAAUCAGACGUCGUGCAGACUGGCGGGGCUGAGAGCCGGAACGGUGUAUUUUGUCCAGGUUCGCUGUAACCCCGUGGGCAUCUACGGCUCUCGCAAAGCUGGGAUAUGGAGCGAGUGGAGCCACCCCACAGCUGCUUCCACACCCCACAGUGAACGACUGAUGUCCUGUGACUCGAAGUCCAGCGGAGACUCCAACUCCACCCUGCGGCGAGAGCUGAAGCAGUUUCUCGGCUGGGUGAAGAAGCACGCCUAUGGCUGCAGCAGUAUGUCCAUGAAGUUGUACGACCAGUGGAGGGUGGAUAUGCAGAAGUCGCCAAAAACUCGCAACCAGGUAGGUUCUCCAAGGGGAUAAGUCGUAGCACAUGCUGGCUCUGCAAGGGGAAAAGAACUGAAUGAAUGCAGUUUAGUUUCUUUUUCUUCUUUUUUAUCCAUACGUGUGAAUGAGAAGAAAGAAAAACGACUGCAUUCCUCUAAUAGAAAUGUAAAAGACACUUUGCUCCGGAAGAAGUCCAAAGGAAAAAAAAUAGUGGGGAUAUACUUCCUUUCUGCUUCCUUUCCACUCGAUAUGAGCACGUUUAUAUGACGGAGCUGCUUUACUCAUCAUGGAUAUUGCGAGACAGAAAGAACGUGGAUGCAAACCACAUUGUAGCAUGAAGAUGUUGGACUGCAGUAAAGACAUUUCACAUGCAUUUGACCUGAUUGUGCACGGAGGAGAUCAAAUCCAAUCUGAAUUUACCUGAAAUGUUGGCUAAAGCAGCUAAAAGUGACACCAGUGGCUUUAGGAGAUUCUUGUCAAUACAAGGCGCCAUCUAGUGGCUGCUGAGUAUCCAUGAAUUCCCCAAACCCUCCCUCCUCUGAGAUCCUAAUGUAAAAAGAAAUAUGAACAGAUUAUGAUUCAGUAUUUUAACGAGUGCUUUGCUAUAUAGGUGGAUAGUGUGCCAAACUGGUUCACCCAGGAUGUGACUGAUGGUGUCUGUGUUGGCUAUGGAAAGCCUUUAUUUUUGUACUAAACUGUACCAGCAUAUUUAAAGUAUAAAGCUAUGUUUUAUAAUUCUUAAGUUAAAUUUAGUCAGUAAAGACUGUACAAUGACUGAAGUUGUUAUCAAUUUUUAACUGUGUUCUAUAAAAAUGUUGCCAGAAAA